Durio zibethinus is the source of this 1818-nucleotide messenger RNA. RefSeq lists its product as uncharacterized. Lineage: Eukaryota; Viridiplantae; Streptophyta; Magnoliopsida; Malvales; Malvaceae. The record is from RefSeq and is a predicted model, not a curated record.
AUAUAUAUAUGUAUAUAUAUGCCACUAAAACAAGAAGAUCAUUAGUUCAUUAUAGGGCAAAUGCAAGUAAUGUUUAAAGUUUAUAACCAGAAAGGCUACUGUUCCUGAAUUUUUGGUUGUCUAACAAUAACAUCACUGGCUCUGGUUGACUCCGUUCAACGAUCCCUCACAUCACAUAAGAAAACACAUAGUAGCUAUAGUACGUACAAUUAUACAAACAAACAGCUAACUUUGGUCUGCAACGUUCAUUGCGUGCAAACCCCUGACCUGUAUUUUAUCAUUAUCCUAAUCAUAUGGGUAUGGUCCGCAUUACUCUUAACACUUGCAAGAUAGAAGUGGUGACACAUGCUGCCACGUAUAACCCUAUUUAUAUCAUUUCUUUAGUUACUACGCCAGUACUACUGCUAUUUUAAGACUCAUCCCGAGCUUUUCUCUUCAUCACCAAAUUCAUCAAAUUUGGCAUAAAACAGAGAGGAAAAAAAAAAAAAAACUCUAUUACCCGUGAAAUUUCGAUUAUUUUCAAAUGGCUAUCAUCGGUGAAGAACCGGUUCUCUCUAAACUAGAUCGAUUAGACAACGUGGUACAUCCGUUUCGUGAUGCCACUUUGAGGCAAUCUGGAAAUUUAAGGCAGUUACAGGAAAUGAGAGGUUGCAACAGGCCUUCCAGGAGCUCUUGCGCGUCGUCCACCCCAUCAAGUGGGACCUUGACCAGUACAGAGGGCCAUCCAUCAUCCAUUGGUUCCUCCCCAAGGAGCCUGGAGAAGCGCUGCCGUCCUAUUGAUCAUGUGAUGGCGGAGAUUCAGGUUAAAGGAACCCUCAUCGAGAGGCUGGACCAAGUAGAGGACCGUCUACUAAAGCUGUGUAUGCAGUUGGAGGAAGAAUUAGUAGCAGAGAAGAAGAGAGAAGAGAAUGUCGAUAUUGAGAAGAAGGCGCGCAAGAAGGGAAACAAACAACUGGUGAAACAAUGUGUUCAAGGGAAAGCACUCCCAACACAAAGCAAGGGCCAAGGAUCAAAACUUGAUGGGUGUUCUGUUUUGAUUUGUUUUAUUUUUACAUGGAUAAUAUUGGGCCGUGUGAGCACUAGUCCUUUAUUAUUUUUGCAUGCUUCCUACAUGGGCUUGUGAAAUUAGUCACCAACUAUAAUUGCGGCCUAUAUUUCUUUUACCCUUCAGCUCGACCGGCAUUGCCUAUUAUGCCUAUAAAUUAAGUUGUACCAAAAAAUUUUGCUUAUUAUGUUCCCUCAAUCAUAGUCCAAUUAGGUUUUUAAGUUUUUUCGAACUCCUUUUUUUUUUUUUUUAGAAAUAGAAAAUCAGUGGUCUAAUCGUCCAGGAUCAUGUGAUUGACAAGACGAAGAAACGUAAUUGUCCGUUCCAUUUGGUCAAUCCCUGUCUGUUUUCCGAUCCUUUCCCUGUAAUUGUGCCAAUCAAUAAAUGUAGUAUAAAAACAUGUAAAAUCUAAAAAGGAAAAGGCAACUUUUAUCUUGGACGGUUCUGUGGUGAUAGAAGUAUUCGAAUCACUUUGGUUCAAUGCAACGGUUCAGAUCAUCCCAUCUAGCCAGAGUUGGUACUUGAUGGCCCCAUCGAUUGAUGAUGAGUCCUUUGCUUAGAUGGAAAAUUGUCCUCGCAUAUGCAUCAUUAAAUUUUUUUUUUUGUUAGAUGAAUAACGUAUAUGUAUAUUAGUAGUAUUAUCCAUACAGCACUGAAUUCUUUUGGCUGUGAGAGCCAGAGAGGAAUCAUCCAGAAUUUUGAUAGAGUGAAGAUGCUAGAAAACAACACACCACAUUGAUCUUAUGAUGGGGACCUUAGCUAGAAGGAAAUUA